CCUUCCCAAAAAUUACUGACGAAGCCAACCGGAAGGCCGGCCACGACGCUGCUCUAAACUGAACGGGUAGCUCAUCUGUACAUCCUAAAUUUGGGGAUUCCGGACGGGAAAAAAACCAUGAACCAUAUACAACAACCUUAGAAGUGAGAAGAGAAGAAGAAGAAGAAGAAGAGGCGAAGAAGAGACGGCGCUGCAUGGCGAGCUUGGUGUAUUCUACAGUGAACCCAGUCAUUUCAGACGGAGACGGGACUAUGCAGCAUGAAUCGACCUCUACAUUUGUGAUAUGGAUUGCUGGGGCGUGCGCGGCAUGGUGCUCCUUUAUCCUGCUCGUCCAGCUUAUCGGCUUCACUCAACUUUACCGCCGCUACUCCACAAUCCCAACUCCAGCUGCAUCCCUCGACCUCCCCGAAGAUGAGAUUCCUCACGUCACAAUCCUUCGUCCUGUAAAAGGACUUGAGCCUCAGCUAUACGAAUGCUUGGCAGCUACGUUCAAGCAGACAUAUCCCCGAGAUAAGCUGACGAUAUACCUGUGCGUCGCUUCACGUAGCGAUCCAGCAUACGCAACACUUCAGAGGCUCAUCGCCGACUUCCCCGGGUUCGACGCGAAGGUCUUUGUCGAGGAAGAUGACCCAAACCUCAGCGGGGAUGCCGGGCAGGAGAACAACUUGGGCCCAAACCCAAAGAUCAGAAACAUGAGCCGCGGGUACAGGGAGGCCAAGGGCGAUAUUUUGUGGGUAAUGGACUGCAACGUCUGGGUCGGAAAGGGUGUCACUGGGCGGAUGGUAGACAAGCUUUGUGGAUUUGCACCAGGGGGUCGGCGUCUUACGCCGUAUAAACUUGUGCAUCAACUACCGCUUGUCGUCGACAGUGUAGGCGCAAGCAAAGGCGAAGAGGCUCGCGGGCUUCUGACCGACGAAACCAACGAAGAUGGCUCAGAAAUCCUCCCCACGCGCAACGGCGGACUUUUCAGCUGGGGUGGGGGUCGCCUGGAAGAAAUCUUCAUGGCCGGCUCACAUGCCAAAUUCUACACAGCUAUCAAUACCGUGGCCGUUGCGCCUUGUAUAGUAGGGAAGUCCAAUAUGUUCCGUCGGUCCCACCUCGACAGCCUUACCUCGGCCGCAACAUCGCCCUAUUCACCGGGUAUCGACUUCUUUUCCAACAAUAUCUGCGAGGACCACCUUAUAGGCGAUCUUCUAUGGCGCAACAAUGUGCCUGGGCAAGCCAAUGGCGAGAAGUGGAGGAAUCACGGGCUGGUGUUUGGAGAUGUUGCUAUCCAGCCAAUGGCGUCCACCAGCGUUGCGGACUACAUCGCCAGGCGAGUACGAUGGCUCAGGGUUAGGAAAUGGACUGUCAUCCUCGCAACUCUAGUAGAGCCGGGCGUUGAGAGUAUCCUCUGUUCAGCAUACGCUGCAUUUGCCAUGACUACCCUGCCACCGCUUCGGGAGGCCCUAGGACUGCCAAGUUCGUGGACAGCAUUCUUCAUCGUCUGGUUAAUGUACAUUACGGUCUGGAUGGGCGUUGAUCGGCUCACGUACAACAAGCUGCACUCUGUUGCAUCGGUAGAACUGGACGAAGAUACUCCAAGUUUUGCCCGGCCACCGCAAGGACCAAGAAGGCGUUUUGGUGAAUGGCUUGCCGCAUGGCUUGGGAGAGAGGUGCUUGCUUUACCCAUCUGGGUCUUUGCUGUCCUGGGGGGGACCACGGUGAAAUGGCGCAAUAAGACCUUCUGGGUGGGCAUGGACAUGAAAGUGUAUAAAUAUGAUGGGGAUGAGUCGAAUGAUGAGGCAGUGCCUGGGGGAGUCACAAGUAAGGCAAGGAGUGACUAAAAUAGAUGAGAUUAUUGACUACAAAGUCAAAACGAUAGUAAUGAGAGGUAAAAUAUGUUUAAUGAAAAAGAUGAAGUAUUGUAUUGCACUCCCUGGUCGAUGUUUCGCUCUGUGCACGCUGGUCUGGUAUUAAUCACAAUUAUAUACCAGAAUACAAAAGGAUACAAUACGCGGCACGAGGUCGAACGGAUCUUCACAACAACUAAG
Messenger RNA from Pseudogymnoascus verrucosus, 2033 nucleotides. RefSeq lists its product as uncharacterized. Gene Ontology annotation, cellular component: membrane. The transcript is spliced from 2 exons. NCBI's taxonomy places the organism in Eukaryota, Fungi, Ascomycota, Leotiomycetes, Thelebolales, Thelebolaceae. Gene Ontology annotation, molecular function: ceramide glucosyltransferase activity. The record is from RefSeq and is a predicted model, not a curated record. Gene Ontology annotation, biological process: glucosylceramide biosynthetic process. The coding region runs from base 195 to 1826 and encodes 543 amino acids.